AAGAUUUGGGGCUCAAGUUUCAGCUCCUCAAGUUCCAAAAGAAACAGUGAAGCCGUGAAGCAUUCGCAAAUGUCCAAAGCUGCAAGGCUGAAUGCCAUUGCUCGUCAUGUGAAGGCCACAGACGGCACACCAGACUUGGAGGACCUCGCUAAAAGAGCAUGGCCGGAAGAGAAUUGCGGUUCCAGCUGCAGUUGCGCCCUGACGCCCAGCCCUACAGCAGCUGUUGCUGCAGUGCCUGAGACGCCUUUGGCAGCUAUGACUUGGCCCAGAGAUCAACCAGUGAAGCAGCCUGAGAUCAUCACAGACCAGGACUUCAUUGCGUCCUUGCGUGGCCGCGACAUCAAAGUUAUCCUACAAGGUGAACUCAUCAAGGAGUUUGUGGACCAUCCCAUUGUCUGGCCAUCAGUGAACGCCAUGGCGGAGUCCUACCGGCUGGCACAAGAGAACCCCGACCUUGGCAGUGCCAUUGGCUUCAGUGGAUACCGAAUGAGCAGGUUCCUUCACAUCUGUGAAUCUGCGGACGACCUGGUCAUGCAAUCUCAGAUGCAGCGUGAGCUUGGGCGCCGCACAGGCACCUGCUUCCAACGUUGUGUGGGUCAAGAUGCAUCCAACGCCAUGUGGUCAACGACCUACGACAUUGAUCAGAAGCAUGGCACCAACUAUCACGCUCGCUUCAAGGAGUUCAUGAUCAUGGCUCAAAGCAAAAACCUGGUCCUCGGUGGAGCCAUGACAGAUGUGAAAGGCGAUCGAAGCUUGAACCCAUCCGAGCAGCAGGACCCAGACAUGUUUGUCCGUGUCUCUGAGAGAAAGCCGGAUGGUGGGGUGGUUCUGCGGGGCUGCAAAGCCCAUCAGACUGGAAAUCUAAACUCCCACUGGAUGAUCAUUAUGCCUGGUGGCAAGAUGGAGGUGGCAGACAAGGACUAUGCAAUUGCGUGCGCUGUGCCAGUGGAUGCUCCUGGUCUUACCUACAUCUACGGAAGGCAGAGCUGCGACUUGCGUGCCAUGGAACCAGGAGACAUUGACCAGGGCAACGCCAAGUUUGGUGGCCAGGAGACGUUGACAUGCUUCGAGGAUGUCUACGUGCCACCAGAGUAUAUUUUCAUGGACGGCGAGGUGGACUUUACUCAAACUCUGGUGGAGCGAUUCACUGCGUAUCAUCGCCGCUCCUAUGUGUGUAAAGCAGGCUUGGGUGAUGUGAUGCUGGGUGCUGCUGCCACAGUGGCGGACUACAAUGGAGUGGCCAAAGCUUCGCACAUCAAGGACAAGCUGGUGGAGAUUGCUUAUUUAAAUGAAAAUAUUGCAGGGACUGCUAUGGCUUCGUCCUAUGGUGGACAGGCAACUCCUUCUGGGAAUUUCUUGCCAGAUGUAAUGAUGGCAAACAUUUGCAAGCACAAUGUCACCAAGCUGCCCUACGAAAUUGCUCGCUUGGCGCAGGACUUGGCUGGUGGUAUCAUUGUGACUUUGCCAGCAGACAAGGAGUUCCGUAAUGACGUUGCUGGACCUCUGCUUGAGAAGUAUUUGAAGGGCAAGAAGGGAGUGACAGUGGAGAACCGACGCCGUAUCCUGCGACUGAUCGAGAACAUGACAAUGGGGAGGAAUGCUGUCGGCUAUCUUAGCGAAAGCCUCCAUGGCGCAGGGUCUCCGCAGGCACAGCGCGUCCUCAUCCAACGCCUUUUCGACCUCGAAACCAAGAAACGGCUGGCCAAAAACUUGGCAGGCAUUGUCGAGUGAGGGAGGCCAAUCGAAACGAACCACAAGACUUCGUGGGAAACAAAAUCGCAUUGGGGUCUUAUGGGUUCUUAGAACAGUAAAACUAUAACACCUGGUGACCUUUGCUGGAAGGGGCUACAGCUCCACGCGGCAAAGACAUUGCCAGAGUGUGGUUCCAGCGAAGGAAUGAUAUCUCCAGUUUGUCUUUGGAUCGGUUCUGUGUUGUUAGGUUGGAGGCCAUUGCUAUUGGGUUUGGGUUGUUUGAAAUGGAGAAAGGCAAGGAGCGAGAUACCAUUUCAUCAGCUCACAGAGUCUCCGAAAUGAGAGCCUCAUGCCCUCUUUGUCGCCCAGUCCA
Messenger RNA from Durusdinium trenchii, 2065 nucleotides. The record is from the annotation of a GenBank genome assembly. NCBI's taxonomy places the organism in Eukaryota, Dinophyceae, Suessiales, Symbiodiniaceae.